Epinephelus lanceolatus (giant grouper) is the source of this 2730-nucleotide messenger RNA. RefSeq names its product putative E3 ubiquitin-protein ligase DTX3. Gene Ontology annotation, molecular function: metal ion binding. Gene Ontology annotation, biological process: protein ubiquitination; Notch signaling pathway. The record is from RefSeq and is a predicted model, not a curated record. NCBI's taxonomy places the organism in Eukaryota, Metazoa, Chordata, Actinopteri, Perciformes, Serranidae.
AGACUUGUCGUCACAUACCGGAAAAAUAAUGGCAAACACCCCAAACACUGGUGGAGUCCGUAAAAGUACGGAAGACUGCGCCGUUUGCUUGGACAAAAUUCAGGAGAAGAAAACGUUAAAGUGUCGUCACUCUUUCUGCUCCGCGUGUAUCGACUCUGUUUUCAAGUUUAAACCGGCGUGUCCGAUAUGCUACACAUACCACGGAGAGUACAAGGGGACCCAGCCGGAGGGCACCAUGACGGUGAUGCGCAGCUGGCAGACCCUGCCCGGCUUUGAGCACUGCGGCUCUAUCGUCAUACAGUACAGUUUCCCAGCAGGGAUACAAGGGCCUCAACACCCAAACCCUGGAGUGAGAUACAGCGGCACCUCUCGGACUGCUUUCCUGCCAGCCACAGAGGAAGGCGAGAAAGUCCUAAAGCUGCUGAAGAAAGCCUUCGACAGGAGACUCAUCUUCACCGUAGGACGAUCUGUCACCACAGGCCUCAACAACGUCAUCACCUGGAAUGACAUUCAUCACAAGACCAACAUGGCGGGUGGUCCACAAUGUUUUGGGUAUCCAGAUCCAGAUUAUUUGUCCAGGGUUCAAGAGGAGCUUCGUCUUAAAGGAGUGACACUAGAUGACUGAUGGAUGAAGACAAUCGGAGGAUGUCCUUCAAAUACAUUUGACUCUUUGUAUGGUUACAAAGUCUCUGAUUUCCAGUUUGCACUUUUUGCACUCCUCAAGCAGGGAUCGUCAUCGCUGACGCUAUGAGAUGUUUUUAGUCUAUGAAGGGGAUACAUGGAACUAUUGUUUAGAGAUGUGAAGGUCGGUGGCUUUUCCCAAAGAGUUUUUUUAACUGCCAACUGACUAUGCAAAAAAACAACACAAAAAAGCUCUGAACACAGUCUGUGCAGCAUGUGAGCCAACAAAACAAAGAUUACAUUGCAGUUGGUUAGUAAAAGAGUUAUUUAGUACUACCGAUCAUCAGAAUUCAGUAAGGUAUAUCUUUCAACUUUGGAUCACAGGUCUGGAGCCUAAAAGCAACAUAGGAGGCAGAACAGGUGGUAAAAACACAUAAUCUGUGAAAUGCAUAGAUAAGGAUUCCUAGGAAUAUGAGAGAUGAUUAUAUAUAUAUAUAUAUAUAUAUAUAUAUAUGGCAUUGUCAUAGGUAGUGUAUUGUGUGCAAAGGAUAAUCUCUUAUUCUCAACAAAUCUGAAUCAUACCUAUAAUCACUGUGUAGCCAAAGCCUAUAUAAGAUAUAGCUAACUGUGCUGUGGACCCUCAUUGUUGUCCAGAACCCUAAUAUAACCACAGGUGAUAUGUUCCUUCAUUACAAUGGACAUGGACAUUGUAGUUUGUUUUAAGCUGAUUCCACAUACACCGUCCUGCUGCUGUUAAUAUUCAGUAAUGCACCAGAUCUGUGGCUGAAAAUAGACUCCAACAAAAGCAGUAUUUACUAAUGUUUUAAUAAUAAAAAUAUAUAUUCGUCUCAUAUGCUUACGUCUUUAUUAGGAUUAAACAGGUUCAGGGAUGAGUGACACAGACGGGGAAGUCAGAAAGUACUGAGAUGUCGGUUUUGGUCCUUUCAAGGGAUAUGUUGACACUAAUUCAACUCUGAACUCAACUUUAAUUAUAUAGCACCUUUUAUACAACAUGCAGUCCAGAGUGCUUCACAGAGCAGGAUUAAAACAGCACAGACAAAAAAGUCAAAACAAUAAAAAUAGACAACAGUCAGUAGAAUUUUGCAAGACUAAAAUUUACGACAAUAAACAAAAUACAAGGGAUAAAAAACAGUAGAAAGACCAGACUUAAAAACUGAGGCAACAAAUGUUGGUGCACCUUAAGUAAAAGCUAGUCUUAAGGUGUCUUUUAAAAAUGUCCGUGCCUCACAUCCUCAAGCAGACUGUUGCAGAAACUAGGGUCACAGAGGCUAAAUGCUGACUCCCUAUGCAUCCUUGGGAGAUCCUUGGGAGCCUUAGUAGGAGGCGAGCUGCAGAGGGCCCUGGAGACCUGCUAGGUACGUAUCUAAAAAGCAUGUCUGAGUGAUGGACUGGUGUCAGGCCAUUCAGUGAUUUUUAAACUACUUAGAGAACCUAAAAAUAUUUUCUCCCCAUCUGUCAGUACUUGUGUCGCUGCAUUCUGAGCAUGUUGUAUGCGGCAGCAGCUUAUAUAGACAUAAAGAAAAUCAUUACUCUUAUCAUAAAGCACCUUUAAUAUCAUGUUAAUUAAUGUUGUGCCUUUCUAUCACACCAGUCAGCGCACUUGUGGCAGACCAAAGGAGUGUCAGGAUCGAUCUCAAGUCCAGUCAUGUAGCUAUCAAACUCUUUUGGUCCAAAAGCAUCUUUGAUAUUUUUCAGUCCUGCCUCUUGCCUGUCUGCUCCACUAGAGGGUGAUGCUCUCCUCAAAGAAGACUGUGUGAUGGUGUCUGCUUGGUAUGCAGCUGUAUCAUCAUCACAAACCCACAGUCCCGCAGCACCUCCCAAACCUCAUCGCCCAAAGUCAGUGAGAGGAGCAGAGCAUCUGCUAUAGAUGAUGAGUCAUGUGUUUCUAUGGUGCUUGGGGCAGUUUUAGCAGCAGUGUAUGUACGACAGAGGGAACUGUUAUCACCAUGUGUUUGACCACAUUGAACUGAUUGUUUUAAGGUUUCUGAUUGCUGUGAAUAUACUAUUAUACGGACAGUGUACCCUAAAAUCAAAUACACAUAUUUUUCCUCUUACCUGUAUUCUGCUUAUCAGUCUAAGUUGUUUUGG